Messenger RNA from Schistocerca cancellata (South American locust), 663 nucleotides. RefSeq lists its product as uncharacterized. The coding region runs from base 1 to 663 and encodes 220 amino acids. The record is from RefSeq and is a predicted model, not a curated record. Lineage: Eukaryota; Metazoa; Arthropoda; Insecta; Orthoptera; Acrididae. The transcript has a single exon.
AUGGGAAAAACGCAAAUAUGGGAAAAACGCAAAUAUGGGAAAACGCAAAUAUGGGAAAAACGCAAAUUUGGGAAAAACGCAAAAAAGGGAAAAACGCAAAUAUGGCAAGAAUGCAAAUACGGCAAGAACGCAAAUAUGGCAAGAAUUCAAAUGUGGCAAGAAUGCAAAUAUGGCAUAAACGCAAAUAUGGCAAGAACACAAAUAUGGCAAGAAUGUAAAUAUGGCAAGAAUGCAAAUAUGGCAAGAACGCAAAUAUGGCAAGAACGCAAAUAUGGCAAAAACGCAAAUAUGGCAGAAACGCAAAUAUGGCAGAAACGCAAAUACGGCACAAAUGCAAAUAUGGCAGAAACGCAAAUAUGGCAGAAACGCAAAUAUGGCAGAAACGCAAAUAUGGCAGAAACGCAAAUGUGGGAAAAACACAAAUAUUGCAAAACCGCAAAUACAGCAAAAACGCAAAUAUGGCAAAAACGCAAAUAUGGCAAAAACGCAAAUAUGAGAAAAUCGCAAAUAUGGGAAAAUCGCAAAUAUGGGGAAAACGUAAAAAUAGCAAAAACGCAAAAAUGGCAAAAACGCAAUUAUGGCAAAAACGCAAAUAUGGCAAAAACGCAAAUAUGGCAAAAACGCAAAUAUGGCAAAAACGGAAAUAUGGCAAAAACGCAAUAA